CGACUUGAGCCACUUGAAGCUGACUGAGUUGAGAUUUACGAAUAGUGAAUCCGCACGCUUCUUUCCGUCCGUCGCCUAUUCGCCACCGCCUCCGCCUCCGCCAGGGAGCGUUCCGACCAUAGGCAGAACACAGAAGUCCACCGCCGUUGUCCGCCACUGAUUUGGGUAUCAGGUGCAUUGCAACUGUAAUUUCUAAAGAAUGGCUAUUCCUAAAGAACUGUAUCCAUCUGAGAAUGACCUCCCAUACGAAGAAGAGCUCCUCAGAAACCCAUUCAGCUUGAAGUUAUGGUGGCGCUAUUUGGUGGCUCGAGCUGACUCCCCUUUCAAGAAGCGUUCCAUCAUCUAUGAGCGUGCUUUGAAAGCUCUCCCUGGCAGUUACAAGCUAUGGCAAGCUUAUCUUCGCGAACGCCUUGAAGUGGUUCGUAAUCUUCCUGUCACCCACUCCCAGUACCAAACUCUAAACAACACCUUUGAGCGGGCCCUAGUGAGUAUGCACAAGAUGCCUCGCAUCUGGAUCAUGUACUUGCAAACCCUAACAGAGCAGAAGUAUUUGACCCGGACUCGCCACGCCUUUGAUCGUGCGCUGUGUGCUUUGCCGGUGACUCAACAUGAUCGGGUUUGGGCGCUCUAUUUGAAUUUUGUCAGUCAGAAGGGGGUUCCGAUCGAGACAUCACUCCGGGUUUAUAGACGGUACUUGAAGUAUGACCCCUCCCAUAUCGAGGAUUUCAUUGAGUUCUUGCUGAAUUCCGGGCUAUGGCAGGAGGCUUCAGAGAGGUUGGCAGGAGUAUUGAACGAUGAUCAGUUCUAUUCGAUUAAAGGAAAAACAAAGCACAGGCUAUGGUUGGAUCUCUGUGAUUUGUUGACUCAGCAUGCUACGGAGGUUUCCGGAAUGAAUGUGGAUGCAAUCAUUAGGGGAGGGAUUCGAAAGUUCACAGACGAGGUUGGGAGGUUAUGGACGUCCUUGGCAGACUACUACAUCCAUAGAAAAUUGGUUGAGAAGGCAAGGGAUAUAUUUGAAGAGGGGAUGACCACUGUAGUGACAGUUAGAGAUUUUAGUGUUAUCUUUGACGUGUAUUCAAAGUUCGAGGAGAGUAUGCUUGCAUUAAAGAUGGAAGAGAUGAGCGAAAGUGAAGUUGAUGAUGAUGAUAAUGAUGAGGGUAAUAUUGAGAAAGGGAUGAAGGAGGAGGAAGAGGAGGAUCGAUUGAAUGUUGCAAAACUGGAGAAAAAGCUUAACAAUUUUUGGUUGAAUGAUGAUAAGGAUGUCGACUUGAGGUUGGCAAGGCUAGAGUACCUUAUGGACCGGAGACCAGAGCUGGCUAAUAGCGUACUUCUAAGACAAAACCCACACAAUAUAGAGCAGUGGCAUAGAAGGGUGAAGCUUUUUGAAGGGAACCCCACGAGGCAGAUACUGACUUAUACAGAGGCAGUGAGGACAGUAGACCCGAUGAAGGCUGUUGGGAAACCCCACACACUGUGGGUUGGAUUUGCAAAACUCUAUGAGAAUCACAAGGAUGUUGCAAAUGCUAGGGUGAUAUUUGACAAGGCUGUGCAGGUCAAUUACAAGGCUGUCGAUCACCUUGCUGCUGUCUGGUGUGAAUGGGCUGAGAUGGAACUACGACACAAAAACUUUAAACAAGCACUUGAGUUAAUGAGGCGUGCUACUGCAGAACCAUCCGUUGAGGUCAAAAGGAGAGUUGCUGCCGAUGGAAAUGAGCCGGUACAGAUGAGAGUUCACAAGUCCCUUAGGCUCUGGACAUUCUAUGUGGAUUUGGAAGAGAGCUUGGGUACAUUGGAGUCAACUAAGGCUGUGUAUGAAAGGAUUUUGGAUCUUAAGAUUGCUACGCCUCAAAUAAUUAUCAAUUAUGCAAUGCUUCUUGAGGAUCAUAAAUUCUUUGAGGAUGCAUUUAAGGUUUAUGAGAGAGGUGUAAAGAUCUUCAAGUACCCACAUGUAAAGGACAUAUGGACUACAUAUCUUUCCAAGUUUGUCAAAAGAUAUGGCAAGUCAAAACUAGAACGAGCUCGGGAAUUAUUUGAGCAUGCUGUUGAAGUGGCACCUGCUGAUGCAGUAAAACCGUUGUUUCUUCAAUACGCUAAACUAGAGGAAGACUAUGGUCUGGCCAAGAGGGCCAUGAUGGUUUAUAAUCAAGCGACCAAAGCUGUUCCUGCUAAUGAGAAGCUAAGCAUGUACGAAAUUUACAUAGCCCGGGCAGCUGAGAUAUUUGGUGUUCCCAAAACAAGGGAGAUCUAUGAGCAAGCAAUUAAUUCAGGACUUCCGGAUAAGGAUGUCAAAACUAUGUGCCUUAAGUAUGCUGAGCUUGAGAAGAGCCUGGGUGAGAUUGAUCGUGCUCGUGUGCUGUACAAGUAUGCAUCUAACUAUGCUGAUCCUAGGUUGGACCCCAUCUUCUGGAAUAAAUGGAAUGAUUUUGAGGUGCAACAUGGAAAUGAGGAAACCUUCCGCGAAAUGCUUCGGGUAAAGAGAAGUAUUUCUGCCAGCUAUAGUCAGACACACCACAUUCUUCCUGAACUCCUCAUGCAGAAGGAUCAGAUGCAGACACUUGAGGAAGCGAAGGAUGUGCUGAAACAGGCAGGAGUGGAUGAAGACCAGAUGGCUGCCAUUGAAAAGCAGCUGCUAGCGGCCCCCACCUCAAACGAAGCUGCCCAACCCAGAGAUAGAGGGAGUCGGGUGGUCGGGUUCGUAAGUGCUGGCGUUGUUGGCUCUGAUGGUGCACCAAAGAAUGCCGACACCUCAAACAAAGAGGACAUUGAACUUCCUGACGAAAGUGAUUCUGAAGAAGAGGGAGAUGGGGAAGUUGAGAUUGCACUCAAAGAAGUGCCUGAUGCUGUGUUUGGUGGGUUGGCCAGAAAGAGAGACGAACCCCAGAAAGAUGAGGGCGGGGAUGGAUCAGACAGUCAUCUUGGCGCACUUGAGAGAAUAAAGCGAAGGAGACAAGGAGGCUCCUAGACACCGCGGGUUGUUUGUUAGACACUUCAUUUCUACCAUUUUGAUCUAUUCGAACCAGCGAAGGUAAACAAAGGUAACAUGGUUAGUGUUUGUGGCAAAUGUAAAUUAUGUGAUUUUGUACUAUAUAGGGGCAUCUUUGCACCUUUUGUUAUUAUGAGUUUAAGCUACAAGUAUAGCAAUAUAUUUGAGGGAUUUUUUUUAAAUAUUUGAGGGAUUAGUUGUAUCUACCUUUUUUUUAAUAUCAAAAUGUGAUGAUUAAGCACUAAUGCCUUUUGUUGG
This is a messenger RNA of Cuscuta campestris, 3241 nucleotides long. NCBI's taxonomy places the organism in Eukaryota, Viridiplantae, Streptophyta, Magnoliopsida, Solanales, Convolvulaceae. The record is from the annotation of a GenBank genome assembly.